Phyllotreta striolata is the source of this 2206-nucleotide messenger RNA. NCBI's taxonomy places the organism in Eukaryota, Metazoa, Arthropoda, Insecta, Coleoptera, Chrysomelidae. The record is from the annotation of a GenBank genome assembly.
GACACCCACAACAUAACCUCAAAUUUGUAGGAUUUAUUUACUAUUUUUUAAUUAUUGUGUGAAUAAAAACAGUAUAAUCGAAUGGCGCUAUUUGCAUAAAAAGUGUGUAUGAAAUGUUUCCUUUGUUCUACACAAAAUGACGACGUUAAAACCAGGCAGUCAAAGCCCUCGCAAGAAAGUUCAAGUUUCGAUGGUGAUAUGCGAAGCAGAAGAGAAGAAACAUCGGUCAGGCAUAAACGCCUUGCAAUUAGAUCCAGCAUUAGACCGGUUAUAUUCCGCAGGAAGAGACUCCGUCGUAAGGGUGUACGAGCACGAGAAAUUCUUACACGGAAUGCAACAUCACACUGACUGGGUCAACGACAUCGUACUGUGCUGCGGUGGAAAAAAUUUGAUAUCCGCUAGUUCCGAUACAACGGUGAAAGUGUGGAAUGCUCACAAAGGUUUCUGCAUGUCUACGUUAAGAACCCACAAAGAUUACGUGAAAGCAUUGGCAUACGCAAAAGAUAGAGAACAAGUGGCUUCUGCUGGUCUGGAUAAAUCGAUAUAUUUAUGGGAUAUUACUACUCUAACGGCACUAACCGCUAGCAAUAACACUGUUACUACUUCCAGUCUCUAUGGGAGCAAAGAGUCAAUUUAUAGUUUAGCAAUGAAUCCUUCGGGAAGUAUAAUAGUCAGCGGUUCGACUGAGAAAAUAUUAAGAAUAUGGGAUGCCAGAACAUGUGCCAAAUUGUACAAAUUAACAGGUCAUCAAGAUAAUGUAAAAGCAUUAGUUGUCUCUAGAGAUGGAACUCAGUGUUUAUCUGGUAGCAGUGAUGGAUCAAUUAGAUUGUGGAAUUUAGGAGCUCAGAGAUGUGUGCAAAUUAUACAAGUUCACACGGAUUCCGUAUGGGCACUAUUAGCAACCGAGACAUUUAGUUAUGUAAUAUCUGGUGGACGAGAUAAAAAGGUGAUAAUGACGGACUUGAAAAAUCCCUCAAACAGUAUUAUAGUCUGUAACGAAGAAGCUCCAAUUUUAAAAAUGUGUUUCACAGCCGAUCGCCAAGCGAUAUGGGUAUCUACAUCUGAUUCUACUAUAAGAUGUUGGAAGCUUCCAACUGAUAAACAAUUCGCUGAAGAACUGCAGACAUCUUUUCCACCCAUAUCAUUAAUACCAGGCGGUGCAGCUAUUAAAAAAGCGGUCGUUCUCAACGACAAAAGGCACAUUUUAACCGAAGAUACUCAAGAAAACGUCUCUGUUUACGACGUUCUUAGGGCUAUAAAAGUAGAAGAUUUAGGUAAGGUAGAUUUUAAAGAAGAGGAAAAAAACCGUUUCAGAAUGAUAUACAUCCCCAAUUGGUUCAAUACGGACCUAAAAACGGGGAUGUUAACAGUCCAUUUAGGCCAAGACGAGGUGGAUUGCUUCUCCGCUUGGGUGUCGGCUCGAGACGCCGGCAUAAAGAAUCCCCACGAGCCCGAUCUCAAGGUAAAUUACGGCAAACUGUUGUUACAGGCGCUCUUCAAACAUUGGCGAGGAGUCGAGACCGACGAGGGGCAAUACUUCACCGUUCCCAAUCACAUACCAUUAAUUUUAAGUGAAGUUGGCGGUAGGACGUUGUAUAGAAUGAUAGUAGGCGAGGGCGGUGGGGAAACAGAAAACACCCUCCUGAACGAAACGGUCCCAUCAUGGGUUAUAUCGAAUAUCGAGGAGAAUUCUCAAAAUAAAUUCAUUAGAAUACAAUUUUAUCUUCAACCGCAUUCCAGCGUCCCUUCGCAUCUUCUGAAACAAGAUAGAAUGAAAAAGCCAGAUAGAUUAGUGGCGAAUGAUUUUAUACAAUGUCGAAAAGUAGCCGAGCAUAUUUUGGAGAAGCUGCUGGGCGACGGGACGGCGGGCUCGCCGGGCGGUGACGCCGAUCCAUCGGGAAAUUCGAACAACGGUUACAACGUGGAUCAAAUCGAACUAACUUGUAACGAGCAGGUGCUUGAUCCCGCGAUGGACCUCAGGACAGUUAAACAUUUUAUAUGGAAAUCAUCAACUGACCUGACUCUGUUUUACAGAAUACUGAUUAAAUAGUUUAUGUGAUGGGGUUAGUGGUAAAUUGUUUUUAAUUUUUUUAAAAAUUGUACUCAUUUACGUCUAAUUUGAAGUUGGAGAAUGUCUUAAAUAUGAUCUAGGUUUUCUCAGCUUUGAAAUGAAGCAUAUUUAUUGUUGAAUGUACGUUAGCUGCGC